CUCUAGCCUUCACUCUACAAAACUACUAAUAACCAAAAAUGUUCUCUCUUUGGCGAUUCUAAAAGUAUGGAUUUUGCUCUCUGCUUUGUUUGUAAUUGCGUUUCUUUUUUAUGUAAAGUAUUGAUUUUUAUGAGCCAAUGGGUAUCCUAGUUGAUUCUCUGUGGUGUGUAGUGUCUUAGAACUUUUAGCCUUUGGUUAAAUUAAUUAAGAAACUUUGGUGAGGAGUGAGGAUUGAGAUCGAAUAAAAAUGGAGGGAAGAGGGUAUAUCUCACCUUCAUUGGCUUCUUAUCGGGAAGGAGGAGGAAGCAAGGGCUUGCCUCGACGGAGGCCAAUGAGGCCGAGCUGUGACGCGCAUAACGAGCUCAUAACCUUACUCCACGGCUCUGAUCCCGUAAGAAUUGAGCUAAAUCGUCUAGAGAACGAAGUUAGAGAUAAGGAGAGAGAGUUAUCUGAAGCCCAAGCAGAGAUCAAAGCAUUGAAGUUGUCUGAAAGACAACGUGAGAAGGCUGUUGAAGAGCUCACUGAAGAGUUGGGAAAAACGUCAGCUAAACUCAAGCUGAUUGAAAACCUUCUUGAGAGUAAAAACCUUGAGAUCAAGAAAAUAAAUGAAGAAAAGAAAGCUUCCACGGCAGCUCAGUUUGCAGCAGAAGCCUCUCUUCGCAGGGUUCAUGCUGCUCAAAAGGAUGAUGACAUGCCUCCUAUUGAAGCUAUCCUUGCUCCUUUAGAGGCUGAACUCAAGCUCGCAAGACAAGAAAUUGCUAAUCUCCAAGACGACAACAAAUCACUUGACCGCCUUACCAAAUCAAAGGAAGCAGCUUUGCUUGACGCUGAAAGAACAGUUCAGUCUGCAUUGGCGAAGGCCUCAAUGGUUGAUGAUCUGCAGAACAAGAACCAAGAAUUGAUGAAACAAAUUGAAAUUUGUCAGGAAGAGAAUAGAAUCAUAGACAAGAUGCACAGACAGAAGGUUGCAGAAGUUGAGAAGCUUAUGCAGAGUGUGAGGGAGUUGGAAGAAGCUGUUCUUGCUGGUGGUGCAGCCGCUAAUGCAGUGAGAGAUUACCAGAGGAAAUUUCAAGAAAUGAAUGAAGAGAGAAAGAUUCUUGAACGGGAACUGGCUCGUGCUAAGGUUAAUGCAAACAGAGUUGCUACUGUAGUAGCAAACGAGUGGAAAGAUUCUAAUGACCAAGUGAUGCCUGUAAGGCAGUGGCUUGAAGAACGGAGAUUCCUACAGGGAGAAAUGCAGCAACUACGUGACAAACUUUCCAUAGCUGACCGAGCUGCAAAAUCUGAAGCUCAGCUGAAGGAGAAAUUCCUUCUGCGGCUAAGAGUGUUAGAAGAGAGUCUAAAGAGGCCUACAAGCAACGGCAACAGAGGCACACCUGGUGUUAGAAGUUCAAGCAAUGGGCCUUCUCGAAGACAAUCCCUUGGUGGAACCGGAACCGAGACGAGUCCAAAAUAUUCAUCAAACGGCUCUUUGACCAAGAGAACACCAAGUUCUCAGUCCAGAUCAUUGACUGCUAGUGCGAGCACUGUAUUGAAGCAUGCUAAAGGAACAUCUGUAUCAUUCGAUGGGGGAACCAGAUCAUUGGAUAGAAACAAAGUGCUAAUGAGUAGACCAGGAUCAAAUUUUUCUCUGAACCACCAGUCUUCUGAAGGAGCUAGCAGAGUUGAGUCGGGUAGCUCAGUAAAAGGGGAAGAAUCAGAUGAAAAGUCGACAGAUAAUGAUAGUGUCCCAGGUGUUUUAUACGAUUUUCUGCAGAAAGAGGUGAUAACAUUAAGGAAAGCUGCUCAUGAGAAAGAUCAAAGCCUAAGAGACAAGGAUGAAGCUAUUGAGAUGUUGGCGAAGAAGGUUGAAACAUUAACAAAGGCGAUGGAAGUUGAGGCAAAGAAGAUGCGAAGAGAAGUAGCUGUAAUGGGGAAAGAAGUUGCUGCCAUGCGCGUGGAUAAAGGACAACAAGAUAGUAAAACCAGACGCCUCUCCUCCAUCACUAAAGGAUCUUCUAACACUGCUCAACUGCUUUCUGGAAGAAUGUCCGGACGAAUUGGGAUGACAAGGAGCACACAAUAACACUCUGAUUCCCUCAAGCAACUCAGUCAAUAACCGGUUUCUUGUACCAAAUUGGUGAACCAUCGGAUGUGAAAGCAUGUAAAGGAAAAUACCGGUUUGGUUAGUUGUGAAAACUGGUUUUUGUUGUAGUUUAAGUUGGUAUAGGAGAGGUAGGCUUUGUAUUAUGUAAUAUUUUAAGCUUUUAGUGUGAUUGUUUGUCCCUUAGUGAAAUAUUUGGUAACAUAAUCUGGCA
Molecule: messenger RNA, 2297 nt
Organism: Brassica oleracea var. oleracea
Lineage: Eukaryota; Viridiplantae; Streptophyta; Magnoliopsida; Brassicales; Brassicaceae
Product: microtubule-associated protein 70-4
Exons: 11
Coding region: 248-2065 (605 amino acids)
Biological process (GO): cytoskeleton organization
Molecular function (GO): microtubule binding
Source: RefSeq, a predicted model, not a curated record